Messenger RNA from Lactuca saligna, 959 nucleotides. The record is from the annotation of a GenBank genome assembly. Lineage: Eukaryota; Viridiplantae; Streptophyta; Magnoliopsida; Asterales; Asteraceae.
UUUCCUUACAACUCAAAUUCAAUAAUAUUUAUGACAAAAUUAUGAAAAAUAUUUUGAAGAGAUACUUGUCUAUUAUAUUUGCCAUCAACUUGCUUAAGUAUUCAUCAUCGCUUUUCUUUCUCCACCCCCAUUUUCUUGUCACGAGAAAGCAAAAAACAUAAUGGUUUCGGUUCAAGGCCAUGCAUGACACCGGUGGUGAUGAUAUGAAGAUGAAGAACGUAAAGUUGAAUAGUGGAAUUAGUUCAAGUAGCUGCUGCUCAAUUAGUAGUACUAGUACAGUUAGAGAAAUGGUGAAACAAACAAAAGUAAAAGAGAUUACUCGUGAGUUAGCAUCCAAAAAGCAUGCCCUGUCUGAGCGUAAACGUAGAAGACGAAUCAAUUGCCACUACGACUCUCUUAGACACUUCUUCCCUCGAAUACUCAAAAGCGAUAAAGCCUCGGUGCUAGCAGAGACUGUGCGUCAUUUAAAAGAGCUGAAAAAAAUGGUCGCCGACCUAGCUCCGUCAGAUCAUGACGGUGACAAGCAAUCGUUUUUUAUUCCCGGCGAGAACGACGAAAUGAGCGUUGGUUACGUCGCCAGUGGCAACAAGACAGCCGUCCGAGCAAUUGUCUGUUGCGAGGACCGACCGGGUCUGAAUCAGGACUUGACAGAGGCGAUUCAUUCAGUCCGCGGGAAGGCAGUGAAGGCUGAGAUGGCGACUAUCGGUGGGCGAACUAAGGCGGAGGUGGUGGUGGAACUGCGGGAGGAGGACGACGUUGGGCUGUUAAGGAGAGCGUUAAAGGCUGUUGUGGAAAAUCGGGUCUUGGGUCGAACCGGGUUAAUCAGUCAUGGAUAUACUGAACCGGGUUUCGGACGGAGGUAUGUAGAUGGUGAAAGGCCCAUAUGUGAUCAAAUUGAAAAUAGGCUUGCUGAUGGCCUAAUUGUAAGAAGUUCAGAGCAAAAUACAAGUAAAGAGUAA